Molecule: messenger RNA, 1457 nt
Organism: Racocetra persica
Lineage: Eukaryota; Fungi; Glomeromycota; Glomeromycetes; Diversisporales; Gigasporaceae
Source: the annotation of a GenBank genome assembly
UUUUUCAAUAUGAAUAUACUAAAACAAGUAAAAAACAUAUUCAAGGAUUCUGUAUACUAUGGACACAAAUGAGAUUGGGAAAUUAUAAAUAUGGGAAAAAAGCUUCAACGAUUAAAAGUAUUUUUCAAGAUGAAGAAAUGCAUGUGGAUUUUCAUAAUGGAACGUUUGACGACACAAUCAGAUAUUGUAAGAAAGAUAGAAAUCGUUGUUCAAAACAUCAUCCCUACUGUAGGUGUGAUUUUUUUGAUUUAACAAAAAUAUGCGACAAGUGUGAUAAAAGUUGCUUGGAAUUUCGAAUAUUCGCGUGCGUUGAUGAUAAUUCUGGACCCUUUGAAUUUAGAGAAUUGCCAAUGAGUCAUAAUGCUGAAGGUUUUAAUCAACAUUUAGAAAAACAAAAAAAAAUAUGUAAACAAACAAUUGAAGAUAUCAAAGAACAAAUCAAACCGAUAAAUGAGAUUGUCAUUGAUGCCUUUGUUAAUUCAGGAACAGCACCACAUAUUAUCAAAGAACUUUACAACACGAUUCGUGAUAGUCAAAAGAAAUCGUUCAAGAGAUGUUUUACGCCAUGCAACAUCUAUAUUUAUGGUGACUCGAGAACUGGAAAGGAUUACUUGACACAAAUACUUUUCCCUGAUGCGUAUUACAAGUCGCAAAAUGAUGGAAUAUGGUUUCAAGGAUAUGAUGAAAAUAAAGUUUUUGUAUUUGAUGAUUUUUAUAAUCAUAACAUGGAAUUCUUGACUCUGUUGACAUUAAUCGAUAACAAGCCACACACUGUACAGAAAAAAGGCGGGCAUCUGAAUUUUUGUUCGUUUGUGAAUGUGUUUACAUCGAAUACGUCUUUGCGAACUCAAUAUGUCUAUUUCGAAGAUACUCCAUAUUUUGGGAAUGAGACUGUUAAAAUAGAAAACAAAAGAAAAUCUUCUUCAAUUUAUAAUCGAUUCGAUUAUAUUAUUGAAUACAAAAAGUUUAGAAACAAUGAUAAAAGGCCAUGCGAUUUUGAGUGUCUAUGUUGUUCAGUAAAAAGAAUUUUUCAUAAAGGCUUGUAUGAAAAUUUUAUUAACCUUCGAUUUGAUAUUGAAUUUAACUCUGAUGUUACUCUCGAACAAAUUGCUUACAUAACUGGAGAACAUAAUUUAAUCAAAGAAAGCAAUAGGAUCCGAUACUAUAACCAUAAUUUUAAAUCACAAGUUGACAAAUUUCAAUUAACAGAUUGUAGGAUUGAAAAUAAUUUAGAUGUUGAUACAAUCGUAUAUCCUGAAGUAAGAAGAAAAUUAGAAAAUAGAUUACAUAGAACUAAGAGAAAAAGAAUUCAGUUUAAAGGUUACAAAGAAGAUAAAAUUGAUUAUGAAAUUGAAGAAUUAGAUAAUAAUGAUAAAAAAUACGAUUCAGAUACAUCGAUGUCCUCAUUGUCUUCUAAUGAUUCUGAGACAACAAAACGUAGAAAAAAAGGAAAAGCU